This is a messenger RNA of Musca domestica (house fly), 4968 nucleotides long. RefSeq names its product protein Exd1 homolog. The coding region runs from base 13 to 1215 and encodes 400 amino acids. Gene Ontology annotation, molecular function: nucleic acid binding. NCBI's taxonomy places the organism in Eukaryota, Metazoa, Arthropoda, Insecta, Diptera, Muscidae. The record is from RefSeq and is a predicted model, not a curated record. The transcript is spliced from 2 exons.
CAAAUAAAUCUAAUGAUAGCUUUUUGUCCCUUACAGCUAGAACACGGAAACAAAAUGACGUCCCCCAGUGCCAUUGUAAACAGGCUCAGUUUGGGCCAGACCCUUCUAAUCGAAACAAAUCGAGAACUCCUAAUGGGAACUCUAUCGUACAUAAAUGAAAAACAUUUAAUGUUGGAACUGGACAAUGCUCGAGACGUCAAAACAAAUUUCACAUACCAAUCGCCACAGAUGUUGGCCUAUCAACAAAUGAAAAGCAUUAAAAUCGUUGCUGAUGAGACUGCAGAAGAUUCAAGUGAUAUGACAACGGAAUCAGAUGAAAUCAAGCAAAAUGUGUAUAAAGAAGAAGAAAUUAAAUUACCCAACAACAAGGCAACAUCAAAGGAACAAAGAGAUCACUCGGUUAGUAGCAAAGAACCAUGCGAAGGAUUUAGCAUACAACUCUCAGCCAUGGAUUUUCAAUUACUACAAACCCAAUAUGACUCUUUGGUGUAUAUAACACAAACUGAUCAAAAAUAUCAUAAGGCUGUGGCAGAUAUAAGAUCUCAAACAAUGAUUGGCUUGCUCAUUGACCCCUUAGAAUGUGCCAGACAUCGUAAAACUUCGUUGAUAGCCGUGGCGACACCAAACUCAAUUUAUUUAUUUGAUAUCUUAAGUUUAGGUAAAGUUUUCAAAGAGCUGCGUUCAAUAUUGGAAUCUUCAGAGCGGCCGCGUAAGGCCAUGCAUUAUGGCAAUCGUUUUGUGGAUCAUUUUAAACAUCGCCAUGGCCUAGAGUUGUCGGGAAUAUUCGAUACAUUUGUAGCAUAUUGUUUGGUAACCGAUGAAAAGACAAACAAAUCGCUUGAGCAGACGGUACAGCAAGUUUUUAACAUUUCCAAUGUUUAUUUUAAAUUUGAUAUGGAACAAAAUAUAAACACCAAUCCAUAUGUCCGGCCGCUAUCUGCAGCAUAUCGCUUAAGAAUUGCAAAAUUGGUGGCAUUCCAACUGAAACUCUAUGAUCAUUUAUUGCACGAACAUAUGCUGAGAAAUUUCUACAAACAAUGUCAGAAAUUCUCCCUGACAUUGGUCCACAAUGAAGAUGAUUAUGAUGUGGCUCAACAGCUGCAUUCCAAAAGUACACUCGGUCAUGAUCACAUACAGCCAGAUGGCAAUUGGAAAGAUGUGCUGGCAAGUAAUUUUGAAUUUCAAAGUAAUGAUGAUGACAACAAUAAAAACUAAGGGACACUUUUUAAAAACGAAGUCACUAGUUUUAAAACUACUCUAGCUAAUGCUAUUCGAUGCUUGUCACUCACAUUAUUAAAUAAUGUGAGUUAUUUUAUUUAUUUAUUCAUUCGCUUUUAAUGGGAGCUUUAACUAAUUCCCACUGAGAGAAUAUCUAUUAAUUUAUUUUUCUUGAAUUUAUUUAAAAUGAAAUCUACUCAUUGUCCUUGUACAAAACAAAUCUCCAUAUCUCACCCGACUCUAUAUUUUAAGCUAACUUUAAGUAAGAAACUCUUUUAAAAUGUACAGCAUGAUACAAUUUGCAAGACAGAUAAGUUUUUUUUUUAAUGAAACGGUUUUAAAAUAUUUGAAUUUUUUUUGUUUUCCCACCCCCAGAGAAAUUAUCUAUAAAAGUUUUCUGAUAAAUUUUACUUGCAUUAUUUUAAUGUUUUUUUAUCUCGUAAACGAAAAUAAUGUUGAUCGAUUGCAGAACGGCAAGAAUGUUAAAGUUUUUACUACGAUGACCAAUUUUUCCUUUGUGAUAUCGAAAAAAGUAAAUUCAGGUCCUGGAACAGAGCAUAUACCAGUUGUUGGAUUUUCUAACAUUUUUUGCCAUUGUCGACAAAAAUUGGGACACUUUUCAUAUAAAAGGUAAAUCGAAAGAUAGAACAUUGCUUCUAUCGGUAGGACCAUGACAAAACAAUAAAGGUAAACUCAUUUGCUAAAUUUAAUAUGGCAAUCCUUUUCUGACGAACUCGACCUUGUCAUUUUAUACCCUCAGCCAUAAGAUUAGAGAGGGUAUAUAUCAUGUGAUACGGUCAAAACGUACCUCAUGGAAAUAACUGUUUUAGACCGGUUAGGACAUUUGGAGUCGAUCUAGCGAUAUCCGUCCGUCCGUCUGGAUGGUGAGCACGAAACUCUCGAAGGGAGUAUCCGAUUUGAUCCAAACUUGGUACAUCGUAAUAUUAUUAUUAAAAAUAGAUCAAGUUCGGAGAUGGGCAAUAUCGGACCACUCCAUCAAGUAUCUCCCCCACAAAGGGCGCAAUAUAAAAAAAAAAACAUAUUUUACUGCACAGAAAGAGAAAUGAUGAACCGAUUUUGCUCCAACUUUGCAAAUCCUAAUAUUUGCCUCAGUGCUAGGUCAGGUACGAAAUUGAACAAUAUCGGUCCACUCCAUCAAGUACCUCCCCCACAAAGGGUCAACAUUUUCAAUAAUUGUUAUAAAAUGUGAUGUAAGAGUCUGAUUGUCUUGAAAUUUUACGCAUCUCAAUAUUUUCAUUAACCCAAGGUCUGGUGUUAAGGUGUAAUAUAUCGGUCCUCUCCUUCUGGUACCUCCCCUCCCCCUAAUAUUUACGUCAGUGCGAGGUCGUGUACGCAAAUGGACAAUAUCGGUCCACUCCAUCAAGUAGCCCCCUCACAAAAGGGUCAACAUUUUCAAUGAUUAAAACUCUUAUAUUAUGUGAUAUAAGAGUCCAAUUGUCUUCAAAUUUCACACAUCCCAAUAUUUUUAUCAACCUAAUGUCUGGUGUUAAGAUGGAAUAUAUCGAUAAGCACCUUCUGGUACCUCCCCCACAAAAGGUCGAGAUUUUCAAAAAAAAUAUUUUCUGCACAGAACGAUGAGCAAUAAUCCGAUUUUGUUUCAACUUUGCAAAUCCUAAUAUCUGCAUGAGUUCUAGGUCAGGUUCAAAAAUGGAAAAUAUCGGUCAACUCCAUCAGGUACCUCCCCCACAAAUGGUCAAAAUUUUGAAUAAUUACAACUCUUAUAAAAUGUGAUGUAGGGGUCCGAUUGUCUUCAGAUUUCACACAUCCCAAUAUUUUUAUAAACUCCAGAUAUGGUGUUACAAUGGAAUAUAUCGGUCCACUCCUUCUUCCUUCUUCCACUCCCACAAAAGGUUGAAAUUUUGAAUGUCCAUUAAGCUCAUAAAACGCGAAAUUAAUAUCUGAUUCCACUUAGACUUGGCAUAUCUGAAUAUUUCUAUUAACAAAGGAUCUGUUAUAAAGACGGUAGAGAUCGGACCAUUCCAUCUAAUACCUCCCCCACAAGGGGUCAAAGUUUUGAAUAACCAAAACGUUUAUAAAAACCGAAAUAAGCAUCAGGUUCUCUUUAUAUUUCACACAUCCCAUUAUUUCUACAAACACAAGAUCUGUUGUGAAGAUUUAGUACCUCCAUCUUCGUCAAUUUUUUGACCAAUACGAAUUGAGACGACUACACCAUCCUGAACUUAAUUGCGCCCAAACUAACCUGGUUUGUCUAGGCAGCUGGCGUUCUUCAAUGUAUGGGGGGAGGACUGCGACAGGUUUGGCAGUACAAUUAAAGAGGUGCGACGACUUGUGCCGGUCUGUAUCACACGCUAUAGCUCUCAGAUAAAUGUUUCAUCCGAUUUGGGGUUUUAAGUCCAUCAUAUGCGUAUUAUGCACUCCACAAGAAUGAUAUUUGGUACCGGUCAACAGAUACUACUCGAAAAUACCUCUGGCUAAUUGUAUCGAGAUUGGUUCAGAUUAAGAUAUAGCUCCCAUAUAUAUCUUUAUCUGAUAUCAGGUUUACUGUGCACCAAAUGGCUAAUAUCAGCCCAAAUGGACUGAAUUUUGGCAAAUACGACUGAAUUCAUCCUAGAAACUAGUACUUUAAACUUGGUUUAAAUCGGUUCAGAUAUAGCAACACAACAAUGUUCUUUGGUACCAGAUAUCAGAUACAGCUCUGAAAUAAGUGUAUUAAAUUUUGUCAAGAUCGGUUCAGAUUUGGAUAUGACUCCCAUAUAUAUCCUCAACCGAUUUUGAGUUAAUUGUGCACCAAAUAGCCAAUAUCAGUACAAAUGAUCUGAAUUUUGAUAUAUCUCACCGAAGUCAGCCUCGAAGCAAGUACAUCAAAUAAUAAUAAAAUAUUUAACGCAAAAAAUGAUUGAAAUACCAGUACUUUCAUAUAUAUGAUUCAAAUGGAAAAAAAUGGUUAAUAUCUUUAAAGCGCGCCCCGCAAUGUAAGUUUCUUUCAAUCUUGAUUUCGAAAAUUAUUUUGUUUUUAUACCCUACAACACUAUGUGUUGGAGGUAUUAUAAGUUUGAUUAGGCCAAAAAUUAUAUAACACCUCGAAAUAAUGGUUUCCGACAUAGAAAAGCAUAUAUGGAUCUUCCUAUCUCUCCGAGCAGUCGAUCUAGCUAUAUAUGUCCGCCCGUCCCUCUGUCCAUGUUAAUUUGUAAUCACUCUACAGGUCGCAAUUGUGGCCCGAUCCUUACGAAAUUGAAAAUGGAGGUGGGAUUAGGGUCAGAAUAGAACCCUAUUGUUUUUCUGAUUUUGCACUGCUAUAUAGGCCACAAUUAUGAACCAAUCGACGUGGGAAUUUGCAUGAGUUUAGGGCUGGGCAGAAUCUAACCAAUUUGCAUAAUAUUUAGCGGGUAAAAUGAAUCAUAACUUUUAUGUCAAAAAUACGAAAAUUUCCACUAAACCGCGAAUAUUUUUGAUCGCUGCCAUUACAGUAUGCUAAUAGCCAAGAUAUCAUCGGAUAUGUAUCAAAAUAGGUACAAUAUAAAUGUAUGUAAAAGAAAUUGAUCUUAGUCAUUCAUUAUAAGUCAAGAACCGCUGGACAAUUCUCAUCAAUUCGGUAUCUUGCCCGAAAAGGAUAAUAUCUAAGAAAAUCGCGUAAAAAUAUGACAAUAAAAAAGUGAAUAUAUAUUUCUUUAAUUUUUGUCAUAUUUUUUAUCGCAUGCGAUUUUUUUUUCAAUUUGAUUUACAAUUUUAAAUUGUACUUUUUCAAAAGUUUUUGAUUUCGUGUGAGCA